AUGACAGAAGUCGUGAGAAUACUUGAAAGUGUUCUUGAAUAUCAAUCUGUAAACUCCUUAAAGACAUUCACUAUGGAAACUAGAUCACAAUAUUUAUUGCCAGACGCAAGGCCGUCAAGUUCUGUUGUUAAUAGUAUAAAAGCCACAAAUCCAGAAUUGGCAGGCAAGGUAGAGAAUACUGAUCUAUUCGAGAUGUACUUCAAAAUAGCAGAUUUAGAUAGAGAUGAACGUAUUAAUGAUGUGGAAGCUGUUCCAUUCUUUCAAACCUCUGGAUUACCUAAGGCUAUUCUUUCUCAAAUAUGGGCAUAUGUUGAUGUAAACCGUAGUGGUUACCUUAACCGACCAGAGUUCGACAAUUAUCUAAAACUGGUAACCAUUGCUCAAAGUAAGCAAGAACUUACUCCAGAUAUUGUGAAAGCAGCUCUAUAUGGACCCGAUUCAACUAAAAUUGCUGCUCCCCAGAUUGACCUGGAGGCCUUAGCUGUUCCUCAACUAAAUUUAAAGACUAGAUCAAAAAAUCCAUUGCUAGACACAGUGCCAUCAAAUUCUACUGAAAAUGAUAUAAACCCCUCACAUACAGAAAUGGGACGUCAGGUAACAAAUGCAGAUGUAUUCGAAAGUUACUUUAAAAGAGCAGAUUUAGAUCAAGAUGGGCGUGUUAGUGGUGCUGAAGCCCUUCCCUUCUUUCAAGCCUCUGGUUUACCUAAGUCAGUUCUCGCUCACAUAUGGCGAUGUGUUGAUACAAAUCGAAAUGGUUACCUUAGUCAGAUAUGGUGA
Molecule: messenger RNA, 777 nt
Organism: Lactuca virosa
Lineage: Eukaryota; Viridiplantae; Streptophyta; Magnoliopsida; Asterales; Asteraceae
Source: the annotation of a GenBank genome assembly